AUGAAUGACAAAAAGGAUUAUGCGGCAAUUGCAAGUUUAGAAAAACAACUUCGAGAGCAUAGUGCAGCCUUUGAACAAUGGAAGAUAGAUAACAGCCGACAGAAAGGAACCCCUUCAUAUGAUGAAUAUGUAUCUAAAUUUGCAGAAUGGGAAAGAAGUAUUCGAGCAAGGAUAGCUGCACAACAGGGGGCAUUUACAGAAGGGCAAACUGGGCCAAAAAGCAUCGAUUCAGUUCUUGACGAAUUACUUGAAAAAAUUGGAAUUCACGAAUUCAUGUUCGCUUUGGCCACUGUUCAUAUGACCGACAAAACAUUUAUCAAAAGUUUUGUUCAGGCGAGCCAAAUUGUUCAACCUGCUCUUCUGGAAUCUCGUGGAUGCAAUGCAAGAUUUGUUAAUGCUGCGAAAUUUCACGUUAGCUCUCUUCGAUUGAGCGAUGUGAUUACUGUCGAUGGUCCGGCUUUUGCAGAAUCAAUUUCCGAAGGAGAUAUCAGAUGGCUCAAACAAAAGGGUGAUUUUGUCAAAGAAGACGAGCUUGUUGCUGAAAUCGAAACUGACAAGACAUCGGUUGAAGUGCCUGCUCCACAAGCGGGAACAAUCGUGGAGUUACUUGUUGAGGAUGGAGAAAAAGUUACGGCGAAACAAAAAUUAUACAAGCUGCAACCUGGAGGGGAUGGUGGUCAAUCGGAGGCGCCGAAGCAAGAAUCAAAAACGCCAACUUCAAAUGCUCCACCACCAUCAUCAACUCCAGCAGCGGCGCCGUCUUCUCUAGCUCCACAACAACAAGCCAAAGCGUCAGGAGAAAUUCCCAAAUCUGCCCCACAAGUUUCUCGUCCACCUUCGGCACCGUCUUCCUCAGUUCCUGUCGGUGCAGUUCCAGUGACACGCGUCGUAGUGCCUGCUGGAGUUGCUCCUGAACAUGCGAUCACUGGUGCUCGUGAUGAAGUUCGUGUGAAAGCUAACAGAAUGCGUCUCCGUAUUGCUCAACGACUGAAGGAUGCGCAGAACACGUAUGCGAUGCUCACCACAUUCAACGAGAUUGACAUGAGUAGCGUCAUUGAAAUGAGAAAAACGUACCAAAAAGAUUUUCUUGCCAAACACGGAAUCAAACUUGGAAUGAUGUCUCCGUUUAUUCGAGCUGCUGCUUAUGCUCUUCAGGAAUCGCCAGUUGUAAAUGCCGUUCUUGAUGAAAACGAAAUUGUGUAUCGUCAUUAUGUCGAUAUCUCCGUGGCUGUCGCUACUCCAAAGGGUCUUGUUGUUCCAGUGUUAAGAAAUGUAGAAAGCAUGAAUUACGCACAGAUCGAGCAAGAGAUGGCUUCACUCGGAGUCAAGGCUCGCGAAGGAAAAUUGGCAGUCGAAGACAUGGAAGGCGGUACUUUCACGAUUUCCAAUGGAGGCGUCUUUGGUUCGAUGUUCGGAACUCCAAUCAUCAACCCUCCGCAAAGCGCUAUUCUUGGAAUGCAUGGAGUGUUUGAUCGUGUUGUCGCCAUCAAUGGAAAGCCUGAAGUACGCCCUAUUAUGCAAGUUGCUCUCACCUAUGAUCACAGACUUAUUGACGGAAGAGAGGCUGUCACAUUUUUGAAAAAAAUUAAGACUGCCGUCGAGGAUCCACGAACGAUGUUUAUGAAUUUGUGA
Molecule: messenger RNA, 1632 nt
Organism: Caenorhabditis bovis
Lineage: Eukaryota; Metazoa; Nematoda; Chromadorea; Rhabditida; Rhabditidae
Source: the annotation of a GenBank genome assembly